GUUGCCCAUAUUCCGCAAAUGCUAGAAUUUACUAUCAAAAUGGUUUGUUUACAUCUGAACAGAGGUCAUAGCGAGCUCCCAGCCGUAGCAUGGCUGUGUUGAUGUUUUCAUUUGAUUGGACGGUGUACGGGCUACGCAGCUGCUUGUUGUUAUAAUCGGUUAUUUCUGGAUAUAAUUAUUCCUACAAGGCUGUAGAAGAAUCUGUAAAUGCACCAGCCCUUUGUAGAAUCUCAUUGUCAAGGUCAGCUUAGUUGUAAACUAAGCAGACGAUUUUUUACUGUCAAACAAGCAAACAGCUGAUUGAGUGCGAGCGAUGCGUCUCCAUUUGACAUUAUGAAUAUACACAAUCAGGGACCACGUCAAGUGUUUCUUUACAACCACGGACGCACUCACUGGUCCCAGGGAGGGCCCAUCUUUUAUGAUCAUAGACGUAUCAAUCAUCAAGUUGCAAUUGGAACUGGACAAUUUCAGGGACAGUGGUUUCGGGGCCCAGUAGUACCAGCUGGCCCACAGAACUCUCCUCCAUUCCAGAAUUUUCGUGUGAAUAUUUCAUGGAACGGUCCUCUUAACGGUCCCUUUCACAACAAUCUGAAUAUACAUUUUGGCAGGAACUUUGUCAAUCGUGUUCACUACAGAACAAAUAUGAUUGGUGGAAGACAGGCUCCCCAGCCAAUGCUGGGGGUUGACGAGGACACUGAGUUGUGUUUUAUUUGUGGUGACUAUCUCCAGAACUGUAAUGAGCCUGGUGUACACAUGUGUGAUGGGGGGCGGGACCGGGACAGUUCUUCCAGGUGUAAUCAAAAUGCAAGACAUUCAUCUGAUGCAGACCAAAGGCAGGCAGAAAUUAACAAAGACAAUAAUAUCAAGACAAAGUUAGAAACUGUUCUUCAAAAUGUUCAAGACAGUUUGAAAAAUGACUACAAAACAGUAUCAGAAGCACUUGAAAAGUACCUCGCGGAUCGCAUCAGUGAGAUUAGCACGAUACACAGAGAGGUGAGCUCCCGGAGAGAGGCUUUAACCAAGCUACAACAGGAACUGGAAGCCAGGACCAAGGACCUGGAAGUGAAGGAGAAGAAGCUGGUGGAGUCCCAAAGCCAGUUCACCAAGGAAAGGCAACGGUGGGUGGAGGACAGCGAGAAGGAGAGGAUGGAAAUUGCUCGCCAGUGGCAACAGCUGAAGGAUGAGAUCACACGCAUGGAAGAGCUGCAUGAUGUACAGAAAGGACGUGUGAAGCUUGAUGUAGGCGGCCAUGUUUACACUACAUCCUUGCUGACCUUGACCCGUGAUGCUGAGUCCAUGCUGGCGGCCAUGUUCAGUGGACGCCAUGAGAUACGAGUGGAACAGGAUGGAACAGUGUUUAUUGACCGUGACGGCACACAUUUUCGCCACAUCCUCAACUAUUUGCGAGAUGGUGGAGUGACGGUUGACUCCUUGCCAAGGAGUCGACAGGUCCUGAAGGAACUGCGGAAUGAAGCUGUUUAUUACCAGCUGCAUGGCUUAGUGCAGCAAAUAGAGAAAUUUCUCUAACUAUUCCAUCUUGCCUUCUCAAUACAAUCCAAAUGCUUACACCAGAAAUCACACUGGUUUGACAUCACAAAUCUAUGUCUUGACAGCCAAAGAUAUCAGAUUCAUCCUAUAGCAGCAAUGCAAUGAACACAUGACACUGCCAAAGUUUACACAUUCAGGUUGGAGUGAGCAGCAGAAAUUGGGAAAGUUCAGACUUCUUAUGAAACAGUUAGUCCUGGUGAAAUUGAUCACAAAUAAAUUUCUUUUCAGAACAUGAUUUAAAACACUAUUUUGAAGCUGAAGGACUCUGUAAGCACGUUGGAUCCUAGGAUAGUCCAUACAGUAUGGUUAAUUUUCUUCUGCUUUGAGCAUACCUUGGCGCCCAUAACUUUGCUAUGUUGGUGUUUGGUGGAGGUAUUUUAGACAGUUCUUGUUCAUUCUACUUAAAAUGCCAAUAUUUACAAAACUAGUUUUUUCAGGAAACUAGAAAUCAGAGUGAAGAACGCAAUGUGUAUCUUGUGUUUCAAUUUAUAAAUAACAAAUUAUGUGUGUUUAAUUUUGGGGCCAUCUUAAUUUCAUAAAUUAUGCUAAAUAUGGAAUAAUGCUAGGGUUUAAUAUAAUGAAUUAUAUAUCAUAAUGUAAUGUUAUCUGCAUAAAUAUAUACACCUGCAGGGAUGCUACUGAGAAUGUUUGCUCAUUAUAUUAUACAUGUUUUGAAGCUACAAGCCAGAUUUGCAAAGAAAAAAUCAAACUCAAACAAUCUUGAAUUUGUUUUAUUUAUCAUAUCAAUUUAUUUGUUUAUUACCCAUGUUGAAAUAACAGAUUUGUAAUCUUAAAUUACACUUCACAUGCAGUCCUUGUAAAUCAAAUAUCUUGGAGUAAGCAUUGCAAACAUAAUAAUCUGUGUUAGCCGAUUUUAAGAAACUCGUAAUUUCUGUUACCUAUGUUGAAAUAAAUAAGAUUUAAAUCUUAAGUAAACUUAACAUAUUCCUUAAAAGUUGUAAUCAAAUAUCUUGGAGUAAACAUUCAAUAAACAAUAUUCUGCUUAUGGGCAUAUUUCAUAAUCCCAGUGAAAUUAAAGUAUGGUGUCCCAUGUUUCCUAAGAAACCAAGAAUCUUCUAGCUUAUACAGUGUUAGAAAGUGUUUUAUAUAUAAUCAGUAUGUCUUUCGAUUCAAUUCUUAUUCUAUACCUCGUAUAUGAUUGUGAUACCUUGUUGUAUAAUCAAUUAAAAUAUAUAUUAUUCAUAUAUAUCUAUAAAAUUAUUUUACCUACCAACUUUUAUCUAAUGUUUCUUUGAGUGCAAUGGAAAUGGUUAUAUUUCAUUUAUUCAACACUGUUGACUCAUUAGGAGCUUUCUUCUGACAGUGUAUGGUGUCAACAUAGACAAGAGGUCGCAUGUCCAAGGGGGUCAUCGUUUUAGGUUUAUAUAUAUAUAUAUAUGUGUGUUGGACAAGGCCUGUUUUGGGGGAGCUCUUUGAGUCAGUCAGUAUUAUGUGUUUUGAAUACACGUUUCAGAUUCUUCAAGGAAGAUUUUGAGUUUUGAGGAACUUGUGGUUUUCGGUAUUUAGCCAUCGCUAUAAUUGGUCAUCUAAAUAUUAACCUGCAUUGGGCCAAGAUUUUAGAUUACAAUUGUUUAUUGUUACAUAUUUUAUCUCUGGAAGAUGGUGUUCUACUUUGGCCUUUUCUCAUGGAAUUCAUAAUUGCUAUCAUUUUAGAUAAAUGCAUGUUAUUUGAAUUACAUCAAUAUUUGUGUCAAUUUUCUUGUAUUAUCUGAGUUUUAGUAUUGACUAUUUGGAAAAAUCAGUGAUCAUUUGAAGAAUAGUUGUCACUUCAAGACGAUAUAUUAGUGAAAAAUAAUGGAAUGGUUAAUGUGUGAUGUACUCGUAAUGUGGAAUGUCUCAAUUACUGAACCUGUGGUAUAAGUAGCCAUACACAGUGAACGACACCAUAGUUAUAUAGAUUUCACCCAAAAUGUGGUCAAAUAUAUACUCUCAAAUGACAGUUCUACAGUAGCUGUAAUUCAAACUUUCCAUUAUACACAUGCUUAACCACCAUAGGCAUGGAACCUAGUCACUAUACAGAAGCACUGUUUAUCAAUGCUUGUAUAUGAUUAAUAUGAGAUAAUUCACAAUAUUACCCACAUAUAUUCCAUUGCCUGUUCACCUACCCUAUAACCAUUUUCUUAUAUAAGCCUGGUAGGUAUAGCUAUUUAUUACUAUGACAUAUGUUAUAUCUACUUGUGAUGUUAUAAAGUAGAACCAAUGAUCCUUUAUUUUUGUGAUAUUUACCUAGUGCUGACCUAUUUGCUCCUGUGCAUGUUAUGAUAUACAAGAUCAACUAUGGUGUGCUGGCUUUCUAGUAAGAGUGGUUUGUAUUGUAUGUCACAUGUGACACGUAUGUGGGACUCAGGAACCGGUUUAGAUAACAAUUAUUAACCAAGAAAUUCACUGUCAGAUAUGUUGAUAUUUUUCAUACCGUGCAGGGUAAUGCCAUGUGUGAAAUCCCACAAUUGUUUUGGAUCAGUUCUUGAAUAAAUCUGCUUGUCACUACAAUUUUUCACUAUCAAAUUAGGCCAUGUUUAAUCCUCUUGAUGUUUUUCUCAGUAAUGUCAUUUCUAUUGAUCACGUUGAGGUUAUUUUAUCAUAAUAACAUGGCAUUUGAAAUAAUUUCAGCUUAGAUGUAUUUUUGGGGAAUUAAUCCUGUUAGACAUUGAUUUGAAAAGGAGAGUUAAGUGAAAAUGACAUUUGAGCUGUUGCAUUUCAUCAAUGUUUGUUUUCUUAUGAGAAAUAUCUAUAUUGAUCACUGAUCUGUAUUGUGAAAGUCCCUGAUAAUGUUUUGCACAGAUCCGUGAGUAAUUUUCUCUCUACAAGAGGGUGUCUCCUACCUUAUCUCUUAGUAACACGAUUGGAGUGAGUGAACAUUAUACACUGUCAUUCAAGUAUUACCGUACACAACUUAAAUAUUGUAACAGUUAACAUUUGCAGUUGUAUCUAGUGAAAUGUGCAGUCUUCUAACCUUUUCAGAGCACAUAGAUUUGAAAUAUGGAUGUAACUUAAUAACAGUGACUGUUUACACUUUUCUUCUGAUUAUCUGUACCCGGAGUUAGCUCCCUUAGAUUAUGAUCGCAUGUGUCGUUGCCGAAAUGUUUCAUGUAAGAGCUAGGGGUGUAAUGGUCUAUAUGAUACCCAUGGAAUAUACACAAUACAAGGACUAUACUUUUCUGUAUUUGUCAUUUGAAAAUUCUUGUGUAGUUUAUCGUGCUAGAUGUCACCUCAGGUGUUUUCUAUACCGUAUUCGCUGUCUUAAGUGCCCUACUCCUGUAAGUACCCCCUGACCAACUUGUAAGUAAUUUUGAUGACAGACAAGAUUAACUGAACAGCAAGGGCUGAAAAUGUACAUGACAGUCUGUAUGCUCUUGUGUAUAUUAUAGAUAUUCUUUCACAGAAAACAGCAGCAUUAAAGGGGAUAUAAUUGCUUAGUAAUUUUUAUCAAUUUCUUCAUCAAUGUUUGUACUAAGAUUAAUUAUGCAUAAUUCACUGACAUUAAAAAACUUGUGUAUGGUUUUAAUAACUAUCCCCGUUGCCAAUUAUAUAAGCCCCUUAGUGCUUAUUACGGCAAAUGCGGUAUUCUUCCUACCAUUGAUAGGUGACAUUAUCCAUCCAAAUAGAAGUAUGCUUUCUGUAUGGUAUUCAUAGUAAAAGUCCUUUUGAUUUAGCAUCAGAUCUUGGACAUACAAUACAUAGUAGACAGUUUUAAGGUUUAUGACAACAUGAACUGAAUGGUAGAAGAAAUUAGCAUCAGUAUGUAGUUUAAAGUCUGUGAAAUCUGUAUGGUACUACAUAUUGUAUGGUAAAGUCAGUAUUGUCAUAGGAAUCCAACCGUCUCUCAUGUUUAUGGUUACACCCCUAGUAGGAACCAACAGAAGUGGAAUCAACACGCUACAAGUAUUGUCUCAACAGUUUCUUAAGCAUGCUAUUGGUGUCUGUAAAUUAGAUGUAAUCGUAAAAAUGUUAAGUAAUCCUAAAAAAUGACCAGUGUUACAGUUUUGCCGCUAGGCUUGGAGUUUAAGAAGCUAAAGCACACCAGUUAGAGAGAAGAUGUGAUUCGAAGUGAGCUUAUUUGUGGGUAGGAUUCAGGUGCUGAACCAUAUAGAACUGGACAUACUGUACACUUAAUAUUGUGAGGUUUAGAAUUGGCUGUGGUUGGUGAGCCUCCUUGUGAGUACAUUGAGUGUUUAAAUAGAGAAAAACAGGUUUGUAGGUAUUUCGGUUCCACGUGAUACAUUUUUAAAUUGGGCUUUUGGGCUUUGGUAUUUAUGGUAAUAAGCAUACCGUGUAUGUAUUUUAUCAAUAUAAGUGUAUACUUGUUGAGGUUUAAAGGAUUUUUAAUGACAUAUGUUCCAGCAACAUAGUCAGUUGCAAUACUUUCAUCAUGCAUAUCAAUCACAACUUAUAUGCAUCAGCAUUUUAUAUUUGAGGAUCUGGUUUUUUUUCAUAUAAAACAAAAUAUGGGCGAAAAUCUAGGUUUCUUUUAGAUUUGGAUGCUUCAGCUAUGAUUUUACCUUGUCAGACACAAUAAGCCCUUGAUCAUACCUUUUAUGAUAUGAUUAUCUCCCUUUGUUACAAAUGUUACAGUUAUUGAUAUUUACUAGGUAUUGACUUUGUUGUGAAUCCUGUUGAUUUUAAUUUGUUAUUAACCUCCUUCAAUGCAAUAAGCAGGGAGUUGCUGGCUGUCUGCUAAGUGAUAAGCUAUAAGUAAUUGUUCAGUGGUAGACAGUAUGGACCUGAUCAAGCACUGUUCCCAAAACUUAUUCCCCAGUCAUUAUGAAUCACAAAUAUUGGGAUCCAGGUCAGAAUAUUUCAACUGUGGAGACAAAAUAUUGGAUUAGUAUCAUUAUACAAAUUUACAUGAAAAGAGAAUUUUUAAAAAUUAUGCAAAUUUCUGCCAAGUCAAAGCAUCAUGAGCAGUUACGCCAUGUGUAUUUUUGCUGAUAAAUGUUAUUUUAAGAAAAUCUGUUUCAUUUGCUGCUGUGAGGAUAAUAUUAUAAUCAUAAAAAAACAUGUUUCUCAUUUCUGCCCAUGUUAUUUUUUCACCCAGUUUGUCAAAUCAUUCUCAUCCAGAUUUGGGAAUGGUGUACUGAAAGCAGAUAUCAGCAGCAUUAUUCAUUUGUCUGUGUGCCUUGCUUAAGAAGAGAAAGCCAUACAAGGCCAUAAUGCCAUUAUUUUUACAAUGAAUCAUAAAAGACUCAAUUUCUUAUAUUUUUAAUAAUUUCUGUUGAACAAGUGCAUCUGUCAUGUGAUAUCUGGGAUGUUAUAUGUCACUAUGGUUUAGGAAAGAAAAUGCUUUGCAAUAUUCAAAUAUAUAACUCAAGUCUUAGGUUCAAAUAAAUAACUCAAGUAUAAGGUAAAUUUGUAGUGUAUCUAAAUAUCUCCUAUAACAAGACAGCACUUAUGUUUCAAGAGAGUGAUAAACAUUGAAUAACUUGUGUUUAGUUAGUUCCAAAAACAAAUUCAUAUUUUCUGUCUUCAAAGUUUUUUCUGACCAGGAUCCUUGGUUUGUGACUGAGAUUAAUCAAACACAUAUGUUGGCCAACAAUAUGAUCUCUUGUCAUCCUCAACACAACCCAUGUUUAUUGAUUACACUUUUGUGUUACCUCAUUCCAUAACAGACCAGUCUGAUAGGCAGAACAUCACUGUGGAGAAUCCGUGUGAAACACACUGAACAUGUGAUAGAACCUGGCAGUGUUGGACACAGAGCCAUCCCACACCGAAGUUCCUGUAGAUUCAAACCCAUAUGAUAUACAUGUACUUUGAAAGUGAAACAUAUCAGUGUUCCGGUAUUGACCAGUUAGGAUAUAAUUGUACUUUAAACCGUCAUAUUGACCAAUUUGAAUCUAGUAUUUUCCAAAGCCAUGGAAGCGUAUCAUGUAAAUAAUUCCAAAUCUUGAUUGAAUGUAUGAAUCAUUGUUUUCACCCCAAAACUGGAUAGCUUUUCUUGUAAUUUUAUCUAAAUCUGUUAAAUGGUAUUUUAUUGAUAUUUUAGUCUAUCACAUUUGACUGCAUUCAUAUUUUUUAACCGACGGUUUCUACCUACCUUGUAUUAACAUUUCCUGUAAAUUAUUUCACAACCUCAAGCAAAUAUUAAUGUCAAUGCCUGAUAAUAAAUAAACAGUCUCGAUUAUCUGCCGAAACAGAUUCCAUUUGGCUUAAAACAUUGUGAAAAUUACAUGAGUGGAUCACUGAAAGUCUUGACUAUUAAGUUUUGAUAUACAGUUUGAAAAAUAUUUUGAAUGGAUAUUGACAGUACAAUUACACUGUAAAUAAAAUGAAAUGACAGUGAUGGUGUCACAGUGACACUGUAGUGUUCAGCAUCUCAGACUGGUCUUGCGUGUUAUUCAUGUAGUUCAUAUACACACAUUUGACGGUAUGCAUAAUUCCACUUCAUGGGACAUCCUAGCUGCAUGUUUGCUCAAUAUUAUGCAGAUUUUACUCAGGUCAUGUAAAGGUAUUCUUCUCCUGCACACUGGGAGGACACAAGGAGGUUACGCUGUAUCAGUUUGCCGACUCUGGUACUGCUCCUCAUCCACUACACAAUCCCCUCUCCAGAAGCUGGCAUCCUACUGUAAGCAAUACGUGUGCCCUGAGGGCCUCCAUUUAAUAUUUGGUCACAAAUCUGGAGGAAGGGUUAACAACACAAACAUAUCAGGGAUGGUGAAUCAAUGAAUAACUUGUCAUGCUCAGUGGGUUUGUUAGAACCUUUAAUAACAGUAUAUUGAUGUUUAUUUGCCCUUAUAUAUUUGUAUAAAUUCAAGACAUUUCCCACCAAACUCUUUGAGUUAUAUGCCAGUUGGUAUGCAGGUAGGCCUGCAGCCUAUCCAAGAAAACAUCCUCAAAAUCAUUACAAUCAAUAUCAACUUUUGAUAGGACUAAUCAGAUAUGUCAUUCUAUUCCAAUAUACUCUUGACAUGAGAAUCAGUUUGUGUCAUGGAGAGAUAGAAAUAUCCCUAUCAAGAGUGGAGAAGUAUCCAGUGGAACAGUGUUGGACCUGCUUGUUAUUGGGUGGAAACAUUCUUAUUAUUUACGGGAUCAGGUGGUCAGGCUCGCUGACUUGGUUGAUGCAUGUCAUCAUAUCUCAAUUGCGUGGAUCGAUGCUCAUAACGUCAAUCACUGGAUUGUCUGGUCCAGACUCGAUUAUUUAUAGGCCUCCAUCAUAUAGCUGGAAUAUUGCUGAGUGCGGCGUUAAACAACAAACAAACAAACAAAUCUUAUUAUUUAUCUUGUUUAUUUUCUUCAGAGAUGCAUUUCCCACACUUCUCUAUCAAGCUGCAGGUCACUGUAACCAGGCGGAUCCAGCUUGUGUAUGCAUGUUGGUUGUUCAGGCGUGACAACAAGCCCAUAAACAUACAGAGCCUGCAGCCAUUCAGUUGUGUUACCUCCUUGUGUCCUCUGUGCAGCAAUCGUGUAGGUUUUGCUUGUAGACAAUGUUGAUUGUAGUAUGUACCCAUCAUUGUCCUCCUCUAACCGUCCCCUAGCAUAUACUCCCAAUUAUUUUUACGCCUUUUCCAGAUCAGUGAGAUACUGAUAGCUAUUCUUGAUAUAUUUUUCAGAAUGUAAUUAGGUGUUUUUUGACGUGAUAGAAAGAUUUAUAAAAAUAGAACUUUACAGAUGUAGUUUGAAUAAAUGUUUAUUUACAUAAUAUUUUCAAAUUUUAUCUUGUACCAAACUGAUACUUUUUUCUCUAUAUCGCUAAAUAGUAUGAUAAUAUUGUCUUCCCUUUCCUCACAGCCUUCUAAAUAUUGAGGGUGACAAAUCUAUUGGGUACUUUUGCAUGACCUAGAUGGGCAUGAGUGGUUAUCAUAUACACAACAGAUAUACAUGUUUUACUUCCUCAUCAGGGGGAACUGAGUAGCCAAGUGGUUCAUGAACUCACUUGUUGUGCUUAGGAGGGGUUUGAAUUUUACAAAGGGCACUGUGAUGGCCACCCUGGUGUGCCCCCUGCUUUGGUGGAAGUAUAGUUAAUGAGACUUUAUAAAAUAGACAAUCACCAGCUGUGUCUUCAGUGAUAGAUAAAUAUUACAUUAUUAAGUGUAAUGUUUGAAAUUAUUAGAAACGUUUGAGAUGUUAUAGUUUGAACUGAAAUAAGAUUAAAUUCCUAUUCUUUGUGAUAAUGUUUAGCUUUACGAAAACUGAACAUUUACCUUAUUUUCAGAGAUUAGGACAAGCAUUCAGAGCUUCCAUCACCAAGAAACUAUUCUUGUAUGUCUGUUGUAUUUAUGCUAACUGUCUCUUUCUCAGAAGGAUAGCAUGUGUAUGUAUGUGUAUGUAUACACGCAUAUGUCUUUUAAAUUGGUUGAAUGUGCACCCUUUAUAAUUUUUGUAGAAUAAACAAAUGCUAUAUACCGCUGA
Molecule: messenger RNA, 9912 nt
Organism: Haliotis rufescens (red abalone)
Lineage: Eukaryota; Metazoa; Mollusca; Gastropoda; Lepetellida; Haliotidae
Exons: 4
Coding region: 334-1527 (397 amino acids)
Biological process (GO): protein homooligomerization
Molecular function (GO): protein binding
Source: RefSeq, a predicted model, not a curated record